Molecule: messenger RNA, 261 nt
Organism: Bursaphelenchus xylophilus (pine wood nematode)
Lineage: Eukaryota; Metazoa; Nematoda; Chromadorea; Rhabditida; Aphelenchoididae
Source: the annotation of a GenBank genome assembly
AUGGAUGGGCAACAGUUGAUGUCCAUGGUCAAGAUGAUCUCACGAAGGCUAGCAUUGAACGGGACAUUCUUCUGUUGUCAAUGGAGACACAGUGGACUUCGUGCGAUAAACAAGUUGCACCUCCUUGAAGCCCACCUUGCCGACUUCGUCGCAUCCCAUGGCUCAUGGCGGCCGGUGCUCCUCCAGGUGCCUCUGAAUCUUAACUUUGACUUGUGUAGCCACCGUCUGCAGGAAUAUCCUCGUUUCGAUUAUCUCUCUUAA